Molecule: messenger RNA, 1546 nt
Organism: Cuscuta campestris
Lineage: Eukaryota; Viridiplantae; Streptophyta; Magnoliopsida; Solanales; Convolvulaceae
Source: the annotation of a GenBank genome assembly
GGCUCUGAUACCACUGAAAGGUAACCAUGCAAGGAUAGGCAGCGGAAUAUAACAAUUUUAACAUCCUAACAUGAUUAUCUUGCCCAGAAUCACGUACUAAAACUUAUAGUGAGUAAGAAAUUUAUACCUUUCUCCGUAAGCGUCAUAUUUUUUGAACUUAUUUCGGUUUCCACUCCUUCCCUAUAUAUACACACCUUGUUUUAUCAUUCCUAAUCACAAAUUCACAACCCAAAUUCAAUCUCCUAAUCAAAUUUUAUUAUUUGUUCUUCAUAAACGCUGUCAUGGCCGGAGGAAAGAAGACAAAGGCUUCGAAGAAGAAGGUCACCACCGAGGCUACGUCAUCUGUGCCUCAACCCUUCCCAUAUCUCGACGGAUCCUUCUUGGAGUUCGGGUCAGAAGAGCAACUCACACGCUUCAUCACCCACUUCGCCAAACGCCCUAUCUCUCCGCCAAGAGUGCUGCCUGAGCUAUACCCUCAACAAAAGGGGUACCACGACCUCGACAAUCAACUCAAAGAGUCGGGUCUGUGGCCGUUCGUCUCCAGAAGCCGUCAAUCCUACAAUCCCGCCUACGUCCGGGCUUUCUACUCAAAUCUCCGCUGGGACGGGGACACCAUUCGCAGUAGCAUCAAUCUCUACGACAUAGAGAUUGAUUUGGCUACCUUUGCUCGGGUCGCAGGGCUGCCCACCCGCGGUGAUGACAUCGCAACAUAUGGCGGCGAUGAUUGGAUCCUCAACAACGAGGCGGUGGUCAUCCGAGAGCUGGGAAUCACCAACCUCGUCCGUGACAGCGGCACACCAACCAUUCACUCAGCCCCGCCGGAGAAGCGUCUUCUACUCUACAUCCUCACCCGGAUUCUUCGCCCUCGGGAUGGUAGCCACACCUGUCUCUUCAACGAGGAUCUCAAGGGCGUUCAUGCUAUCACCCAUGGCGCCUCGAUCAAUUGGGCAAAAUACGUCAUGAUUCACAUGGCGGAUUGCGUCUCCAUCACCAACGAGAGGAGUUUGCCAUACGUCUUUCUCGUCAUGGAUCUCAUCGGUGCCUCCGACAUUCACAUCGCCGGCCCAGAUACGAAGAUGACGAAGCUUUGGAUCAUCCAAGACAGCACCUUCCGGAAGAAGUCCGGUGACGGAACAGGCGUCGGACCGAGUCGUGCCCGUGCCCCUGCCCCCGCUCCCGCUCGGGCCUCACUGCAGUCCAUAGCCGAUACCCUGAAUCGGCUAACCAUCACCGUGGAUGGCAUGGGCCAGUACCUGGAGAGGAUGGACUGGUCGAUACAACGCCAACGCCACGACAUGAGGGCGUACUUCCGCGGCAUCAACUACGUCCCGCCGCCCUUUGAUAGCACCUUCCUCGGCCAAAACUAUGAAGGCGAAGAUGAGGAGGAUGACUCAUAUGCUCCGUAUUCCUCCCCCGAUGAGGCCGACUUUGAGGACGCCGUCGAAGGGGAUCCCAUGGACGUUGAGGACGACGAAGAAGACGAUAACGCGGAGAACGAGGACGCCGAUGCUUAGACUCUUCCUUCUCUCCUUUCCCUACUUUAAUU